Molecule: messenger RNA, 1931 nt
Organism: Apodemus sylvaticus (European woodmouse)
Lineage: Eukaryota; Metazoa; Chordata; Mammalia; Rodentia; Muridae
Gene: Slc5a10
Product: solute carrier family 5 member 10
Exons: 15
Coding region: 14-1804 (596 amino acids)
Biological process (GO): transmembrane transport
Cellular component (GO): plasma membrane
Molecular function (GO): D-glucose:sodium symporter activity
Source: RefSeq, a predicted model, not a curated record
UGCUUGCUGCAGGAUGGCUGACAACUCCACGGGAGACAUCCAUGCUGCGGGAUCCCAGCUGAGCCUCACGGACAUUAUUGUCAUCUCUGUAUAUUUUGCCUUGAAUGUGGCCGUGGGCAUAUGGUCGGCUUGUCGAGCCAACAAGAACACAGUGAGCGGCUAUUUCCUGGCAGGCCGGGACAUGGCUUGGUGGCCGAUUGGAGCCUCACUCUUUGCGAGCAGUGAGGGCUCCGGCCUCUUCGUAGGACUGGCGGGCUCGGGCGCUGCUGGAGGCCUGGCUGUGGCAGGCUUUGAGUGGAACGCCACAUACGUGCUUUUGGCGUUGGCAUGGGUGUUUGUACCCAUCUACGUAUCUUCAGAGAUCGUCACCUUGCCUGAAUACAUUCAGAAACGCUUCGGUGGCCAGCGCAUCCGCACGUACUUAUCUGUCCUGUCCCUGAUGCUGUCUGUCUUCACCAAGAUAUCGAUUGACCUGUACGCAGGAGCGCUGUUUGUCCACAUCUGCCUGGGCUGGAACUUCUACCUGUCCACCAUCCUCACGCUCGUCAUUACGGCCCUGUACACUAUUGCAGGGGGCCUGGCCACUGUGAUAUACACAGACGCCCUGCAGACGGUCAUCAUGGUGCUGGGUGCUGUCAUUCUGGCAGUCAAAGCUUUUGAUCAGAUCGGUGGUUAUGAGCAGCUGGAGGCGGCAUAUGCCCAGGCCAUCCCCUCCAGGACCAUCCCCAACACCACCUGUCACCUGCCGAGAGCAGACGCCAUGCAUAUGUUCCGGGACCCUUCCACAGGAGACCUCCCGUGGACUGGGAUGACCUUUGGUCUGACCAUUAUGGCCACCUGGUACUGGUGCACUGACCAGGUUAUUGUGCAGCGGUCCCUCUCGGCCCGGAACCUGAACCAUGCUAAGGCGGGCUCCAUUCUAGCCAGCUACCUGAAGAUGCUUCCCAUGGGCCUGAUGAUCAUGCCAGGCAUGAUCAGCAGAGUGCUGUUCCCAGAUGAUGUAGGCUGUGUCGUUCCAUCUGAGUGUCUGCGAGCCUGUGGGGCUGAAAUUGGCUGCUCCAACAUUGCCUACCCGAAGCUGGUCAUGGAGCUGAUGCCCAUAGGUCUUCGAGGGCUGAUGAUCGCUGUAAUGAUGGCGGCUCUCCUGUCAUCCCUGACCUCCAUCUUCAACAGCAGCAGUACACUCUUCACCAUGGACAUCUGGAGGCAAUGUCGGCCCAGCGCGGGAGAGCGGGAGCUGCUGCUGGUGGGGCGGCUGGUCAUCGUGGUGCUCAUCGGUGUGAGCGUAGCCUGGAUCCCGGUCUUGCAGGGCUCUAACAGUGGUCAGCUUUUUAUCUACAUGCAGUCAGUGACCAGCUCGCUGGCGCCCCCUGUCACCGCCAUCUUCAUCCUGGGCAUCUUCUGGAGGAGGGCCAAUGAACAGGGAGCCUUCUGGGGCCUGAUGGCCGGGCUGCUGGUGGGCGCCCUGAGGCUGGUCCUGGAAUUCCUGCACCCGGAGCCCCCAUGUGGCCAGAUAGAUACCCGGCCGGCCCCCCUCCGCAGCAUACAUUACUUGCAUUUUGCCAUUGCCCUCUUCCUCCUCACCUGUGCCGUGAUGGUCGCUGGGAGCCUACUGAGCCCGCCCCCUCAGCAGGGACAGAUUGAAAACCUUACCUGGUGGACUCUGGCUCCGAACUGGUCCUUAAAAACCAAAACAGGUGAUGGCCAAACACCCCAGAAACGUGCUUUCUGGACCCGCGUGUGUAAUUUCAACGCCAUCUUCCUCAUGUGUGUCAACAUUUUCUUCUAUGCCUAUUUUGCCUGAUGCUGCCACCACUCCAGGGGGAAGGUGGGACCCUCAAGCCCUCAGGACCACCUUCCUUCCUGGGCUGGACAUGAAAGCCCAGGGGAACAGAAUGUGCCCACAGAUAUACAGUGGGUCAAUACCAAGU